Molecule: messenger RNA, 2290 nt
Organism: Danio aesculapii
Lineage: Eukaryota; Metazoa; Chordata; Actinopteri; Cypriniformes; Danionidae
Product: protein tweety homolog 2-like
Exons: 12
Coding region: 105-1289 (394 amino acids)
Cellular component (GO): plasma membrane
Molecular function (GO): volume-sensitive chloride channel activity; intracellularly calcium-gated chloride channel activity
Source: RefSeq, a predicted model, not a curated record
CGGUGGGCGUGGGUUUCUAUGGAAACAGCGAAACCAAUGACGGAGUCUACCAGUUGACUUACUCCAUUUACAAUGCCAAUCACACACUGGGUGGCAUCGGCAGUAUGGUGGAAAACUCGCUGGGCAGUAUGCAGGUUGGGCUGAAGGAGCAUCUGGAGCGGUUGGAUGAAAUAUUUUCUCCACGGGGAGACUACACUCAGACCCUGCGCUUCAUGCAGCAGAUGGCUGACAACAUUAUCCAACAGCUGACAGCCAUGCCAGACACAAGGAAAGUGCAAGUGGAUUUGGCAGCUAUCGCAGACAGGACUGCAUUCAUAGAGUACUACAGAUGGUUGACGUACCUGUUGCUGUUGAUUUUGGACCUAGUCAUCUGUCUUCUAGCAUGUCUGGGAUUGGCAAAGCAGUCUCGAUGGCUGCUCGCAGUUAUUAUGGUAUGUGGCAUGUUGACCCUGAUCAUGAGUUGGGCAUCAUUAGGAGCAGGCACUGCCACAGCUGUGGGAACCAGUGACUUUUGUGUUUCGCCUGACAAGUACAUUGUCAAUCAAACAAAAGGCGCCUUGAGUUCAGAUAUAGUGCACUAUUACCUGUAUUGCAGCCAGAGUCUUCCCAAUCCAUUCCAGCAGUCCCUCACCAUCUUCCAGAGGUCUCUGACCACCAUGCAGAUCCAAGUGCAAGGUUUGCUGCAGUUUUCUUUGGCUGUGUUUCCUACAGCAGAGAAAGACCUUCUAGGAAUUCAGCGUCUCUUAAACUCAUCAGAGUUCAAUUUGCACCAGCUCACCGCCUUGCUGGACUGCAGAAGUCUGCAUAAAGACUAUCUGGAGGCUCUGCUGGGCAUCUGCUAUGAUGGUGUGGAGGGUCUCCUGUAUCUGUGCCUGUUCUCUCUGCUGGCGGCCUGUGCCUUCUGUGCCCUGCUGUGCGCCGUCCCGCGUGCCUGGAUGCUCAUUGCCAUCAGGGACAGAGAUUAUGAUGAUAUCGAUGAAGAGGACCCGUUUAACCCCACGAGGCGCUUUAAUGCUUAUAACCCCAGCCGAGCUCAAGUCCACAGUUUCUGCAGCUACAGCAGCAGUAUGGGCAGCCAGACCAGUUUACAGCCUCCACUGCAGGCCACAUCUAGCACACCCGAGUACAUGAAUCAGUCCAUGCUGUUUGAAAGAAAUCCUCGCUAUGAAAACGUCCCAUUGAUUGGGAGCGGUUCACCACCACCAUCGUAUUCGCCCAGCAUGAGGACCACCUACCUGUCUAUGACUGAUGCCCAAAUCAGACACUUCGGGACAGACUUCCAGGUCUAGGUUUCCUAAAGCAGAUGAAAACCACUGGUCGGACACCUGUGGAUGGGAAAAGCACAAAUAUUUACUGCGUCAAAGGGAGUUCACAAAGACUGCAUGCCGUCCAGACCCGACAAACUCUCAACUUGAGGUUAAAAGGAUUCUGGGUGACUCUGAAACACGUGUAAAUAUCCGCUUGUUCUCCUCAGGGCCUCGUUGGAUCACUGAUUUAUGGUGUUUUCUGUGACCAGUGUUCAAGAAAUUUGAUUAAUGCUUCAGCUUCAGUCGUGUAAAUCUUGAUUAAUAGCUAAAGAAAGGCGAAAAACGGUUGUUUUACAGCAUAAAGGCCUUGAGCCUCCACAAAGAGCCUUUAAUUAAUAUUCUCAGACUUUUCGCACUGGUUUAAUUGACUCCAAAUGAUGCAGCCUGAGAGAAAUGAUCAAUCGCUAUCUGGCCCACAAUAAUGAGUGUGUUUUGCAUGAGGAGCGAGGGGUUUCGUCUGGUGCCUCUCUUUAUAUGUAUUUCUGUGUUUCGGCUUCAUCAAUGUCUGAUGUAGAAGUCAAAUAAAGUCUGCUGUUUAUUCCAGACCUGAUUUGUGAGGCUCGCGGCACAGGAUAAGGAUGAAUAUGAAUGUUUUUCUGCAAUGGUAAAUAUAAGGAUGAGCAAUUUGGGGGUAAAAAUCACUGACAGGCUUGUCUCUUUUGGUUGAAGCUUCUUUGUCUGUGUGUAUAUUUGCCUGUGUACUCAAACUAGAUCAAAGCUGCCUAUUUGAAGCGCUUUCCGUGUGUUUCCACUGAUGUACUGUAUAGUUUUGGCCAUGAAUGAGUUUGUUGUUUUUUUUGUUUUUUUUUUUGACCGUAUUGCUUUUUAGUCAGAUAGUUGUUUAUGAUGAAUAAAAAUAAAAAUAGAUUAGAUUAGAUUAUGACAUGUUGUCUUUGUUUGUGACAUUUCUAAAGUGCUUUUUUAAAAUGUUCAUGUAAUACUUUUUUUGUGAAAUUUGAUUCAAUAAAUAAUUUUUAAUGAAA